Branchiostoma floridae (Florida lancelet) is the source of this 1798-nucleotide messenger RNA. Its product is annotated as transcription factor Spi-B-like. The transcript is spliced from 8 exons. NCBI's taxonomy places the organism in Eukaryota, Metazoa, Chordata, Leptocardii, Amphioxiformes, Branchiostomatidae. Gene Ontology annotation, cellular component: nucleus. The coding region runs from base 213 to 1085 and encodes 290 amino acids. Gene Ontology annotation, molecular function: DNA-binding transcription factor activity, RNA polymerase II-specific; sequence-specific DNA binding. Gene Ontology annotation, biological process: regulation of transcription by RNA polymerase II; cell differentiation. The record is from RefSeq and is a predicted model, not a curated record.
AUCCGUGGGGAUUUCAAACUUAUAAAUAACAUCUCGUGCGUGGAAAAAUCCCAUACGACAUUGUGUCUGACUCCGGUCCUGAGCUGACAACACUCUCUCCUGUAGAACUGAAGGAACACAGGUGUGCUCCAGACCACGUCAGGUGACCACGUGACCACUGAAUUCGACCGUCUGCCCGUCUGUCACUCAAGCCCAACUUUUCAGCAGUCGGUAUGGCCGGGUUUCCUGUCAGCCUCACCGAUCUGGAUAAGUUUGCAGUUGAAGACGGGAUUGUUUACCAGCCUGUCAGCACUAUAGUGUCCGAGAUUAUCCGCGAUCUGAGUCCCAUGAUGCAACAGGACGGCUUCACCUUCCCUUACACUGAGGAAGAAGUGGUGACGUCAUCAGAACAGGACAGCUUCGUGGAGCUGCAAGUUUUGUCAGCGGACAGCAAUCCCAUGUGGGGGUGUCAGAACAAGGCGGAACCUCCCCAGUUCAGACCAGUCUACAGUCCUGACGGCUACAGUUCGGAUCAGGACGUCUGCAUUCCGACAGAGAACACUUUUGAAGCACAGUCCCGAGGUUACCGACCAGACGAGUACGACAGUGACGGCAUGACCGCCAGCGGCAGCGAGUCCCCCACGUCCUCCCGCAGCGGCUCCACAAGCUCCGACGAAGACGAGGACUACGUGCCCCUGGAGAUCUCCGACGACGAAGAGGAGGCGGAAGAUGACGACCCCUCCCUCAAAUGGUCCUGCAGGUACAACCCGAGUGGCUUCCACACCAGAGUCUCCCCCUCUGUCUCAAAGAGAAGACACGGCCAGCCGAUCCUGUGGAAGUUUCUGCACGAGAUGCUGAUGGACCCACGGUACAGCAAGCACAUCUACUGGACCAACCAGAGCAAGGGCAUGUUCAAGUUCUCCUCAGAACACAAGGAGGAGAUUGCCCGGCUGUGGGGUGAGAAGAAAGGGAACCGCUGUGUGAUGACGUACCAGAAGAUGGCGCGGUCGCUGCGGAACUACUCCAACCAGAAACGCUACCUGGUCAAGGUCAAGAGGAAACUGCAGUACCAGUUCCUCACCGACCAGCACAUGGCGAGGGCUUAGAGGGGAAUCGAUCAGAUAUAAAUAUUAUUUUGUAUACAAAUGUACGUAAACUUUAGAUACAGAACUCGUGUACGUAGUAUGCUUCUUUCAGGCUGGAGGAAUUUUCUUUCUUUUUAUAUUUGUGUGGUUAAUUACUGUCUUCAUGCUAAUUACUAUAAUCAAUUAUCAUCAAUUGAUUAUACUUUGAUUGCUAAGCAUACUUCUUGUUCAGGUGCCAGUGAAGUUGUAUUGUCUGCGCCAUGACGUCUGAAGGAUUCUUGUACCAAUGACUAGAUGAGACUCGAUCGUGAGGCCGAGCCACCUCCAUAAAUGGAGAUGAAACUCUCGUGUGAGGAAGACCCGACUAGUACCGCCAUUGGCGCAUUUUAUGUAUGUGAAAGUCACAGUGUAAAGAAAGAAAAACGCUAUCUGCGUAAACAGUUAUUUGUUACUGUUUUGUAUGUACUUAGAAGUUUUGGGAAACCAGUAGACAGUGAGCAGGCUCUGUGUGUACUGUUUAGAUAUAACACGGUGAGAAUAACCUUGCUGGCAUGGUUCAUUUCUGAAUUUUCAACCACCAAAAUUAACUUUACUUUUUAGUCAAAAUCACGCUGUAUAUAUGGUCCGGAUGUGCAUUUUGCAUUCUCUUCUUGUAUCUUCUUUUUUAAGUAAGAUAGAUAUUAUGGUGCAGUGACAUUAAUUCAAUAAAUAACGGUCAUGCCUGAAUCAACUUA